Laetiporus sulphureus 93-53 is the source of this 2446-nucleotide messenger RNA. RefSeq lists its product as uncharacterized. Gene Ontology annotation, biological process: regulation of transcription by RNA polymerase II. The transcript has 6 exons. NCBI's taxonomy places the organism in Eukaryota, Fungi, Basidiomycota, Agaricomycetes, Polyporales, Laetiporaceae. The coding region runs from base 12 to 2261 and encodes 749 amino acids. The record is from RefSeq and is a predicted model, not a curated record. Gene Ontology annotation, cellular component: nucleus.
CUCCCGGAACGAUGGACGACGCUCUCGAUUCUCCUUCAUCAUCUCACUCCCACAAUGCCAGCGGAAGCGGAGGCAGUGGCCUGCGACUCGUUCUCCCAUCUCUCAAGACAGUACAGGCAUUAAAGAACAAGAAAAGCCGGAAAAGCCUCACCAGUCCGUACGAUGACGGCAAGGUGCAGAAGAUCCCUCGGCCGCCAAAGCUCAAGCCGCUGAAGGAGGUGCUCACGAAACUCAUCGCGCAGAUCAAAAAGAAAGAUGAUUAUGCAUUUUUCUUGCAACCAGUGGAUGUCUCGCAGGUCCCCGGUUACAUGGAUGUGAUUCAACGACCUAUGGAUCUAGGCACGAUGUCUCACAAGAUCCAGCGCGGAAGAUAUCGAUCACUGGAGGAGUUUGCGGACGACAUCCGGCUGGUCACCACGAACGCAAAGACAUUCAACCCGCCCGGCACGAUCUACUAUACUGAAGCGGAGAAGAUAGAGGCCUUUGCCCUCGAGCACAUCGCAAAGGCGUCCGCCAGCGUGAUCGAGUACGAGACGGAUUGGAAUAUCGAGAUCGAGGGGGACCACGAAGCGCAGGACAAUCGCACGCCAAUGGACGUCGACGACAGGGCGUCCACUGCAUCUGCACCCACUCCCGCUACUGCGUCGACGAUCGCACAUCCCCGCCGGCGGGCUGCCGCAGCGGCAGGUACACGGAAGCUGCCAGGCGCCCUGUCGGAGACCCUUGAGGAUGACGGUGGACUGCCUGGUGCGAAGGAUGGCCUGGGCGCGUUCCCGCCGGGCUCGGACUGGGCAGAAUUGAUGCUGGCGCUCAAGUUGCGAGGCAAGCGACACAGAACGAAGAAGGAGCGAUUGCGGAUGGAGAAGGGAGGCCCGCCGUAUCGAGCAGACGGCAGCCUCGACUACGCUGAACUGGACAACCCAUUUUCUGUCCUCUCCUUUUUCGCCCCCGAGUAUCCUUCACGACCACUCCUCACCCCACUCUUCCCCUCUUUCCGACCCUCCGAUCGUCCUGGCGCACCCUAUCCAUCCCCGGUGAACCUCCCUGCCUCGCCCACCGCACCGGUCCCCGUCCCCUCCACGCUGAAGAUCUCUGCCAGGUCCCGCACACGCGCGACUCGGCGACACUGGACGAUCAUCCGUAAUGCGCCUGCGCGCAGCCGCGCGCGUGAGCGGGACAACGAGGGCGAGUCUCCGCCCGGCCGAGAGCCUGCGGCGGUGGACUUUGGCGUGUAUGCGACGCUGAUGGGUGAGCUCGCGAAGCAGAGGCAGGUCAAGGACAUAGCGAAGGAGUUCAACUCGGAGGAGAAGGUGUGUGAGGCAAUACGGGAGAGUAUCGAGGCGAGCACGGCAGAAGGCUAUCCAAUGGAUGUGCAGAUGGGUGGUGCGGAGGGUGCAGGAGAAGAGUACUGGAGGGGCAAGGACGCGGAGGCGGAGGAGUAUCUGCGGGACGUUGUCUACGGAGGUGUAGACGGACUUGCGUACGUGCGGAGUCUCGCAGAGUUCGUCAGACCGCCCGAGGACCUCGAGGAAACCCGCAAACCACUGAACAAGGCUCUGGGUAUGCCGCUUGCCGCAUACGUCGACACGCACAUCCUCGAGCCGCUCACCGGCGGACGGCAUCGGCUCCUCUGCGAGGCCGCACGCCGGCUAGACGACCCCGCCUUCCACGCAUCGCCUCAAGUUCUCCUACAGCUAUCCCUCUCCGCACAUCUCUACCCUCACAUCGCGCACAAUCUCUCCCAGCUGCAGGCCGCUUUAGGCGUGCAGAUCGACAUGACGCCCUUGAUCCGUGCGCCAGAGGAGCUCUACCGCGUCGAGGAGGCGUGGGAUGGACGUGCGGUGAUGGAGGCGAGGAGACAGGCGGAGGAGGAGGAGCGUGCGGCGGGUGCCGGCAGCGCGAUGGAAUACCUGCAGUAUGCAAUCGAGCAGAACCAGGAGGGCGUGACGGCGGGGACGGAAGUUCAGGAGGACGCGGCUCUGCUACAAUACAUACUCGACCGCUCGGCAGAUGCAAUCGACGAGAUCGCAAGGCGGCGUGGGGCCCCAGACAGCGCGAAGGUGGAGAACUCGACGGAAGGCGCGACCUCGGAGCCAGCGACGAAGACGGAGAGCGGCGAAGACGAGGAUCCUCGUAUGCGGCAGCUUCGGCUGAACCUGCUCGCGCUGGCAAAGCGGGCACCGCUGGACCAGAUCGCAAAGCUCCCGCCGGAGCUGGUGCCGGAGCGCCUGCGUACGGUCGUGCCUACCAUGGAUUCGUGAACUGAUCGGUGUAUGCUAUAUCGUGGUGUAGAGCUCUGGAUUGUAAUUCUUACGGUCCGCUUGCCAUAGAGCUGCAGGAUGUCACAUAUCUGCAAUGUAUGCUCUGCCGAGUAUAUCGGCUGCAGCGGUUUGGAACGCACAUGCAUCGCAUUCGUUAAUAUUGGUUCGCACUGUCUUUUUGCUUG